AUAGGAUGAUCUACUGCACAACAUCAUGGCCUGCUUGAAACUGACAAUGACAUUGAUUAUUUUAAUGUCAGUUAUUUUUUUAUUGUCUCUUAAGACUGGAUUUUGCAUGAAACAGACUGGCACUUGUAGGCCUAUUUGUACUGGCAACGACUGCAUAACUAUUAACCAAGACAGAGUGGAUUUUAAAGCAGCUGAGGAAGCAUGCCGUGAAAGGAAUGGAGAAAUAAUGACACUUCAUUAUGAGACAGAUGAGAGCAUCCUUGAUACUUUGAGUCAGGAAUUGUUUGGAGACUUCUGGAUCGGACUGCGUUUACCAGCUGGCGCCUGUAGCAACCUUUCAGCUCCACUCAGAGGCUAUGAGUGGACCUCUGGUAGCCCACACAGGAGCUUUAUUCCAUCCCUCAGCACCUGGAAAGACAGCUUUAAAGUCUGCUCUCCACGCUGCGUGUCACUUUCAAACGAUCAAAAGUGGACAGAGCGACUGUGCUCGGACAGGACUGAUGGAUAUCUGUGCAGAACAAAGCACAAAGAUGCAUGCCAGGCACAAGAAUUAUCAGAUCCCAUUUUUUUCCAAAGCUCUGAAGGCUGCUCAACAGGCCCUUGUCAGCAUGAUUGCAAGGAUGUAAAAGGAGGUUAUGAAUGCUCUUGUUUCCAAGGAUAUAUAGCAGACAGAAAUGACAGGAAACAGUGCAAAUUGCACUGUGACAAACCGACAUGUCCUAUGGUAUGUGAAGGAACCAGUGAUAUUGCAUGCACCUGUGCUGAUGGCUAUAUACAGAAUGGUAACGUCUGUGUGGCGAUUGAUGAAUGUGUAGAGAUGGACUGUGUAAAAAUACCUCUGGACGAUUCAAAAUCCAUCAAAGCAGAGUCGAGUGAGAGUUUUAACAUCACAACUCCUGUCACCGAAGGUUCUGUUAAUCCCACUGCCAAUAAUAGUACUCAGACGACUUAUCCAGUAGCUGCUGGGGGUUUUCUCUGGAUAUUGAUUUUUGUACCUGUGGCUGUGGUAGUGGUUAUAAUUGUGGUAAGGCUUUAUGUUGUUAAGCGUCAGAAGCGAAGAGAACAAAACUCCAAUCAGUCUAUUGCUGCUGCUCCUAUGGACAAUAUUUAGUGUUAUCACUGAUUCCACUGGCCUUUUGACACUUAUAGUUUGGGGGAGUUGCAUAUCGUGAACUGUUUUAAGGUUGAAGGAAAUAUGUUAAUAUGAAUACGUUUAAAAAACAUGUAGGCUAGUAUGAAUGGAUUUAGCCUAUCAUUUUCUUAUAUGCAUAAUUACAUAAUAAAAAGCAGCGAUAAAGGGAAAACACAAUUCAAAAGUCAACUCAUAAUUUUAUUUGGGUUAAGUGCAUGACUAUAAAUGUAAGCAAUUUAAUGUAAAUGUAAUAUACAGCGAAUAUUUCAAUGUUGUGGGUGUUUCCAAGUGGACCUGAGAGGUCAUUUUGAUAUACUGCUGGGUAGUUAUAAUAUCAUGAAUGUUCUCAUUUUAUGACCUUAGCAAGCAUUUUGUAAGUAGAAUGUUCAUCUGCAAAGCAACUAUAAAGUGAAACUCUCAGAUAAAUGUACACCAGCUGAGUAAAAAGUAUACUAUGUCCCUCUGAAAUGGACCUGAGGAGAGGACAAAUCUCAUAAACUGGAAAUCCUUGAGGAAAGUGCCAGUUCCCUAAAAUUUUGUAUACAAUACCUGAGUAAAUGUGCUGUGUUCUUUUCAACACUGGCUUUAAAAAAAAUAAAAUAAAUAAAGUAACCAUUCAUAUGUGUGUAAAUGCAUGGAACAGUAAAAGAGUGAAAAUGGUCUUUGAUAUGGAACACCAGAGCCUGACUUCACGUGUCAUUUUGUGAUCAUUAAUGUGAUGUUAUGCAAUUAAAA
This is a messenger RNA of Xiphias gladius (swordfish), 1867 nucleotides long. Its product is annotated as thrombomodulin. NCBI's taxonomy places the organism in Eukaryota, Metazoa, Chordata, Actinopteri, Istiophoriformes, Xiphiidae. Gene Ontology annotation, biological process: cell migration. The transcript has a single exon. Bases 26 to 1111 code for a protein of 361 amino acids. Gene Ontology annotation, molecular function: extracellular matrix protein binding; calcium ion binding; extracellular matrix binding. The record is from RefSeq and is a predicted model, not a curated record. Gene Ontology annotation, cellular component: extracellular matrix; external side of plasma membrane.